Molecule: messenger RNA, 2901 nt
Organism: Owenia fusiformis
Lineage: Eukaryota; Metazoa; Annelida; Polychaeta; Sabellida; Oweniidae
Source: the annotation of a GenBank genome assembly
CUUUCUAUACAUAAAAUCUUUAAAUAUUUUUAGGUUUAGUCUAUAUGAAUAUUAAAGGGCCACUGUCUGUUAGUCGACUGUUUAUGUCACCACCACAAAUAGUGACAUAUUUAUAGUCUCCGUUUUCGUGGACUUCAUCAGCAUAUCAUUAACUUUGAAUGGCCUUGUAAUGUAGUUUAUGUUCAGGUUGGCAGCCAUAUUGAAAACAUAAACCCAUCACAAAAGUUAUGUUUUAGUGAGCAGCCCACUAUUACUCAACACCAACAACAUUAACAGAGAAGCUACUUCACAUUCUCUUCAUUAUACAGUUUCAAUAUCUUUGUUGUAGAGUAGUGUGCUGACUGUUAACUAUUCAAUAAAAUGGGAUGAGAACCAUGCUAAAACUCGAUAACAAUAUGAAAAAAAAUAUGACAAUGUUUACCAGAUUUGCAAAAGUAAAGUACACACACAUUGUUGCAUUUACCCCUCACAAGAGGGAAUAAGUUUUGCCAUAUGUUCCAGAUAAUGAUUUUUCCAAGAAACUGAAAACCAAAAUAAAUUUUUAGAAUUGCAGAUCUCAAGACUUAAGCUUUAUCUGCAAUGUACCUGAGUUUAAAAGUCAAUGGAAGAAUGAGUUUUUCAAAAACCUUAAGUGGACUGAUAUUCUGUUUAAUGGAGUGCUCUUUUAAACUUUUUAACUUGAUCCUUUUAACAUAGAGAAGUAUGUUUAAUAGGAGUCUCAGCUAUAUGACCUGUAUAAAAUUCCAUUAACAGUAUUAAAACUCAGCAAUCCAUGUGAAAGGGUUCACCAGACUUCUAUAUAAAUUACUGAACUAUGAAGAAGUAAAAAUGUUAAAUAUACCAGUAUUUACAUCCUGGUUGUAUCUUUUCCAUUUUGAUUGGUUCAAAUGUUGUUGAAUGACCUUGCUAAUGUUAACUCUCAUCUAUGCACUGCAUAUUACACUUUAUCCACAAAAACUCUGACUAUCAUUGAUUGUAUAAUAAUAAGAAAGAGUGACAAAAAACAUCUACAAGAAUCAAGCUCAUUAUAUUCAACUGUUAAAACACACAUUCAUACAAUCUAACAACUGGAUUUAAAUAAGAACACAUCAUUAAGUUGGAUAUCAAACAAUAUCAUUGGAAACGAUCGUAUACUUCACUACAUGGUGAACUGCAUGAGCAGUGGGGACAUUCUGCCAAUAUUAAAUCAGUAGUGAAGCAGGCAUCGAACCAUUAUUAUAUGAAUCUGAAGCAUGAACAUAUAAGACUAAAAGAACUAAGACCGUACAUUGUGCAUCAUAACACUAAUUUAAAAACAAUAAUUGAGUUUAUACAGAAAGUUCAGUUUUAAAAUGGGUUAUAAUUUGUUUCCAAAGGGUUGGGCCAUUAAAAUUUUAAUGUUAUUGGCCUAUAUAUGUUUUUUUGUAGACACAGCUGCUUACUUUUAUGUUACUGUAUGGAUUAUUAUCAAGAAUAGUUUACCCUCAAAUUUUCCAAGUACUUGCAGUGGUUCUUGGACUGCGUGUUUUAUCCCAAUUAUCCAAUUGAGGCUGCUUAUUUUUUUUGUCCCACUGUGCUUACCUGUGAUAUGUCAGAAAUCAACGAAACAUUGUGCAUUGCUUUUGUUUAGCCUGUUAACCAUUCUUUGGGCUUUAUAUAUUGUGACUGUGUCCUACUUUUUCAUGACAUGUACUAAUGUCAUAUUCAAAGUCAAUAGUCCUUUGUACAAAUUCUUGUUCAUUGUAUUAAUUACAAACAUAAUUCAUGUAUUAAUAUCUGCAUAUAUAUUGUAUAGAUUGAAUCAUUCAAGUAGUUCAGAGACAAAUCCCAACAGAGAUCAAUUUCAAUUACCCUACAAAAGUUCUCGAUGUUAUGGUUGCAUGUAUGUCACAUACAUUGUUGCCUACAUUGGGACGGUCAUGGUGACAGUGUUGUGCCUUAUUAUUGUACUUGGAGAUUAUCCUUCAGCAGUUAUGGAGAACUUGGACAAACUUGAACUGUACUUUGUAAAGAAAGGAGCCUUAAAUAACCCUUACACCGAUGGGACUGUUAUGGGAGCAGAUUGGUCUAAUAGGACUUAUAUUAUCCACAGGAAUGACAUGUUGCAUAUAUCUGGUUUGGAUGUUGUAAAAUCAUCAGAUGGUUUCAUUAAGUGGACUUGUCGUAACGUGACAAUGUAUAAUAUUCCGAAAGAAUUCAACAAACUUUGUGAUGACUGCAAUGAUGAAGUAAACUUUUUAUAUGAAUUGAUAGUUGCAGAUAAAGCGGACUUUUACAAGAAACCUACAGUACAUUACAAUAUCAAAAUUAGGAAUACAAAUAUUGAAAGUGAAACUGGACCAAACCUUGAAUGGAGAUACCUGAAUAUGUCGGAUACAAACUAUGAUAUAAAUGUCCUUUUGCAAAACAAAGACCCUGCCCUGGAUAUAAACACUGCAGUAUAUGUCGUUUUUUACAGGCCACCAACGGACCAGAUCAAAUUAAUAGAACGUUACCCUACAUGUUCUGGGAGUUAAGAAGGAUUCAUAUAAAGGCUGUCCUUUUUUGUUGUUUUAUUUUUGUGACUCAUUUUUUGAUUGAAAAAUACUGAUGUUUUGUGAAAGUUCCAGUAAUCAAGGUGACGGUUCUUAUUAAUACAUUUACAGAUUGGCCCACAAAAUGUAAGCCUAUAUGUCAUAUUUAAAGUGACACUGUCUGUAGUUCUAGUUAAUAUAUUGGUUGUCCCAAAAAAAUGAGCCACCUUUGACAAGUAUUAUCUCGGCAACUGAUAAACUAAAUUCACUGAAAAUUUGUACAAAGUAUCCUAAGAGUAUUAUGAGCAAGUUGUAAAAAUAUAAAAAAGAUCAAGUAAAUAUUCUGUGAGUACUAAGAAAUUCAAUAUAAUUCUGAUAUGAGACCUCUAUACUGUUUGUACCAGCUAUC